AUGAAUGAUGUCAAGAAGCCUGCGACUCGAAGACCACGGAAGAAACAAUCAUUAUCUUUGACUACGGAUUCGUCUCAACAGGACCCUUCAUCCCGUGAGACUCUACAUUCCAACGGGAACAUUGAUUCGUAUGAUACUCGACCUCAAACCGCCGCUCAGAAUUCAUCACAGCAGCCUCGAAGUUUGUCCGUCGAGUCUCGCACAUUGGUCUCGCCUUCCUCAUCUUACAGCCCGCUGACCCCACCUGUUGACUGUGAAACAGCAUCGGUGGGCGACUGGCUCGAACGCAUCUACGAGAGCUGCUUCGAGAACGUCUUCGGCUUCUGGAUGGGUCGACAUUGUUGUGCCCUUGUCGCGGAUAAUACUUCGGCAAUCAUUCUGCCUCCUAGCCGGUACUUUCCCGAGUUGGACGACUCCAUCUUCGGCAGCUGGCCACAACCAGAGACUAAUCGAACAGACGUCGAGUCCAGUCAAAACGAGCAACAGGACGAUCCAAUAGCUCAAUCUCUCAAGCAUGCGAAGAGGUCGUUUGCCGCGCGCUGGUUUCAUCUCAUUCCGUCUGCGGAACGAGCAGGUGUGUUACCGGAGCAUGUCGUGCGAGAGUUCUGGCGGAAGUCACGCAGAGAUAUGCUGAAGGUCAUCAAUCGUAUCUCUUAUCGAUCUGCUCUUGCGCUGUUCUUGUUCAGCCUGACACCGGUCCCGGUCGGAAUAUCGGAAGAAGAGGAGAUGGAUGGCUUGACAGGUCAGCUCUGUGUUCAGGCAGGACUACAGCAGAUCCAGCGACUGCGGGAGGGCCAGCGGAGUUGUCAAUUCAGCGGGUCCCAAGUGCUACUAGCCUCCGAUGCUCUAGCGACCCCGACAGGUGGCAGCUCGAAAUUAACCAACAGUUUCCUUCGAACCGAAGCCCGCGCGUAUUGGGCGGCCUUGACCUUUGACACCUCCUUAUCACUGUCAUUGAAUUUCAGAUCGACACUCACCUCAGGGCUGCACGGCGUCGAGACUGAGACGUGCUGGCGCACACUCAAGAUGGGCGCGGGAUCCUUUCACACGCGGACCGAGGGUUGGCGAAGGAAUCCAUUCGCCAUGACUGAAGACGAGGUCUUGCAAGUCAUUGCGGCGGCGCUCGCGUGUAAACUAUAUGUGUGGAAGAUGAUCUCGGUUGUGAAGGAGGCGUUGCGCGAGGGCUCCGAAGAAGACAAGGUACAACACGCUUGGUCUGCUUUCCUCGAGGCUAUCGACAUGUUUCGAGGCACCUUCCGGCCACUGCUCAAUGAUUGCCAAAGACGACUUCCGUUCCUUGGGCAGGUCGAGAGAUUGAAUUGGUACGAACUCAUGCUUCACUAUUAUCUGGGCAUCCUCAUCUUACUCGACGCGAUCGAGGCCGCAGAAAGGUCGGAUUUGUUGUCGCAAGUUUCCGAGACAAGACUCGAGGCCGAGCACGAGCUUUUCAACACCUUGAAAUUCGGUCUGGAAAGCCAGUAUACCAUCAACGGCGUAUGUCGGCUCCCCGAAUCGACAUCAACUCUACCGAGCCUUGAGCGCAACUCUACAAUUACGGCUUCUUUUAUUGCCAUCGAUCCAUAUCCGCACCACAUCGUUGCGGCCGCUCAACUUAUGAACAAAGUCGUGAGCAGAGAGUACAGCCAGGGCAAGAUCAAGCUAGAAGCAUACAAGUAUCUAAACAGGACGCUGCUCGAAUGCCUGGAAAAGCUCCCACAGACCUCCAAGUCUGUGCAGGCGGCAAGGCAGCAUCUCCGUGCUUCUAUGGGGGAGACGUGA
This is a messenger RNA of Cladophialophora yegresii CBS 114405, 1779 nucleotides long. RefSeq lists its product as uncharacterized. Bases 1 to 1779 code for a protein of 592 amino acids. NCBI's taxonomy places the organism in Eukaryota, Fungi, Ascomycota, Eurotiomycetes, Chaetothyriales, Herpotrichiellaceae. The transcript has 2 exons. The record is from RefSeq and is a predicted model, not a curated record.